UAUUUGUCAAAAACAGACAAAAAGCUUUGUAACCCAGAAACUACGAUUCUUGUGAGUGCGCUUUGCAUCCACCUAAUAGACGUAUUUACACGUUGCAUAAUACAUUUACAAGCUUCCUGAAUUUUUGGGGAAAACAAAAUAAACUUGUGAACAGAAACCUUUUUUACUUUCAGACAUACUGCUGCUAGUCUUGCUGGACAUCGCUAUUGGGCAGUCUAACAUUGUAUUACAGAGUGCAUAAACUGAUGUUGAUAAAAGUAAGUGAAUAACGUUGCCGUAUAUUGUAACUGCUGAGGCAUUAUCUCAUAGUGAUACAGAUCACUGCUGUCCCCGUAACAGCCGACCUGCUGUCAGUAUUUGUAGGAAGGGUAGUCCUGUGAUAGUCCUGGCAUUGGGGAUUUGGGUUAGGUGCCUUCCAGGCUGUAGCAGUCCAUGACUUGAAUGGUCUGAAGCUGUUUUAGCAGCAGGUGAAGGAGUAAAAGCAUAUCAGGCAGAGGUGGCAAUAUACACUUCUGAAUUUAGGUUAUCUCUUGCUCAUGUGGUAUGCAUUAUUGUUAGAGAUGACGGUAAGCUGCAGCCUCACCAGCCACUGUGCAUCAGAGCUGACACAGCAGCGUCCCUUCCACCUGACCACAGGGUUCCAGCAGCAAUGAGCAUGGAUAGAGAUCACCGGGAUACUGUUGCUCUUUGGGGGAUUUAGUGUAUCACUCUCAAUGGGAAGGAUGGAUGGCUUCUCAUUUUCUGCAGCAACACAUUAAUCCUCUGCGGGUUCAAAUCAUCACAGAUUACCAGGAUCCUCUUGAGAGCCCUCCGCUGAGACCCUGAACGUUGCAAGCUGGCCCAGGCCACAUUGAUGCUGGUGGGCACUGGCCUGUUACUCUCCCUGCCACCUGCUUCUCCACAGCUCCCACUUCUUGAGCCAUCAUGGCUAUGAGCAGUGACGCUGGCUGUGAGAGGCUGGACCCGAACUCUUCUACGCAGACCAGCGGUCUCACAGACAUCAUGGCCGCCAUGACAACAAAAGACUCGGAUGGCUCAGCCGCCAGCGGCGCGAGGAACGGUGGCUCCCAGCAGGAUGUGGCUCAGGCCAAGCGGCCUCACCUGACUGGGAGGAAGCUGUCUUUGCAGGAGAGGACGCACAUCUCCCCUCGCAGGCCUACUGUGGAGUGUAAACGGGUGUCCAUAUCUGACUCCCAGGACUGUAUCCAGUUGAACCAGUAUAAGCUGAAGAGUGAGAUUGGAAAGGGCUCCUAUGGUGUGGUAAAAAUUGCCUACAAUGAAGAUGAUGACAAACAUUAUGCCAUGAAGCUGGUGUCCAAGAAGAAGUUAAUGAAGCAGUGCGGGUUUCCUCGUCGCCCACCCCCAAGAGGACCAAAGGUGGCCCAGGGGGAGCAGCCCAAACUCUUAGGACCCCUGGAAAGAGUCUACCAAGAGAUCGCCAUACUUAAAAAACUGGACCAUGUCAACAUCGUCAAGCUGGUGGAGGUGCUGGAUGAUCCAUCGGAGGACAACCUUCACAUGGUGUUUGAGCUGAUGCGUAAGGGCCCAGUGAUGGAGGUGCCCACAGACUGUCCUUUAUCAGAAGAGCAAGGUCGCUUAUACUUCAGAGACGUUAUCCUGGGUAUCGAAUACUUGCACUACCAGAAGAUUGUCCACCGGGACAUCAAACCCUCUAACUUAUUACUCGGGGACGAUGGCCAUGUGAAGAUAGCAGACUUUGGAGUCAGCAACCAGUUUGAGGGCAACGACGCUUUGCUGUCCAGCACUGCUGGCACUCCGGCUUUUAUGGCACCAGAGACGCUGUCAGAUGCGCGCAAGAGCUUCAGUGGAAAAGCACUGGAUGUUUGGGCCAUGGGAGUUACCCUCUACUGCUUUGUCUUUGGAAAGUGUCCCUUCAUUGACGAGUACAUACUGGCUUUGCAUAAUAAGAUAAGGACCAAGCCUGUAGAAUUCCCAGAAACGCCCAAAAUCAGUGAAGAGCUGCAGAAUCUGAUUUUACAGAUGUUGGAUAAGAACCCAGACAGCAGGAUCACCAUCCCAGAGAUCAAGAUGGACCCGUGGGUGACCCAGGGAGGUGCUGACCCCCUGCCUCUGGAGGAGGACCACUGCUCUGUGGUAGAGGUGACAGAGGAGGACAUCCAGAACUCAGUCAAAUUCGUUCCCAGCCUCUCUGCAGUGAUCUUGGUAAAGGCCAUGCUGAGAAAGCGCUCCUUCAGUAACCCUUUUGAGUGCCCAAGCCGGCGAGAGGAGAGGUCCAUGUCUGCACCUGGUAGUCUGCUCAUGGACUCGUGGCCCUUCCGGCCCUCUUUUAAACUUCAGCCCUCACUCAGAAAGGCUAGCACGGGCGAUGGACCCAGAGAAGGAGAGCUGGAGGACCUGCAUGAAGAUGAGCCCUCCUCUUGAGUCCUAGUGACCCUCCUGCGUACGCAGCAUCCUCUUUAUAUCCACUGUGUGCUUACGCCUUCAUUCAUACCUUUUCCUCAAAGUGGUCACACAGUGCAAACGUAUCAUUCUGCACCUGAAACACAAAAACUCGAGUUUUUUGGUUUUGUUUUUUGGGGAGAAGUUUGUCAUGUGAUGUACACGCUUGCUUCUGCGCUGUGGAGCUUCCGAGUUUUAUCCACCGUCUUUCUCGUCUCAACCGCGGCAAGCUGAUGCGAGGAACACGAGCACGUCUGUGGGUCAUCACCGGUUUAUUUUACUGGCCUUAAACUGUAUUAUAGGCAAAGACAGACGAGUUUUUCCCAUUAUGCAUGGCGAAUAUUUAGACCGCAUCAUCAGCCUGUCUGCAGCCACCUCACAGGAGGAAACAGACUUCAGCAUGUAAAGGACACUGUACUGUCUCCUAAGUGAACUACGAGGCUUUUAUUUCAUCAGUCACUGUAAUAUUGUACAUACAUGUCUUGUGGUAUCUGCUGUGUUAUUGUGAAGACCCUUUAAGCAUAUCUGUGCCAGCCUUUAUUCUGAAGCAGGUCCUUCCUGUGCUGCCUUCAGACACCUCGAUCGACUGCAGACAGAAAGCCGACUGCCUAAGAGUGAUCGCAAGGAUGACUGCGAGCUGUGUGUUAAUCUGUUAGUGUCCUUCACGCUGCUUCUCCUAAUGCGUCAUCUGUGUCAGUCUGGUGGUUCUUGUUUCUUUGAUGCUCUGCUGUUGGAUUGGAUGUGUUUGCGAUCGGAUGGGGAAAUAGUUUUUGGAUGGUGAGAACGAACAUAGUGGAAAAAAUGAUGUUAUUCUGUAUAUAAGCACUGUUCCAAUUUAUAAGUUAUUUAUAAUAUUAAUAUAUUGUAAAAUUCUUGGAUGCAGAGCUGAUUUUAAAGCAUAAAUAAUCUGCAUACAAAUGAAUCACUGAGUGCUUUGUAGAAGAAAUCGAAUCACGUUGUACGUUAUUAUAUUAAGGAGAAGCGUCUGUACCCAAAUCAUUUUAAUGUGAAAUGAUGCAUGUACCUUUACUCUCAGGAAAACUGACCUGGUCUCUUUUUAAACAAUCUCUGUCACCUAUGUUGAAGUGCAUCGCUUUCACAAAAGAGGAAAAUAAGGAAACUGUGCUUCAGUUUCAUGACAAUCAUCAAGUAUCAGAUACAUUUAGUGAUAGUUUCCCCUUCAGCUCUGUCUAGUGGACCAUGCAGAACUGUCAUUGCGACGUCAGGCUGUUCCCAUAUAAAGCCAUGCAACUCUGAGAAGGAGCAGAAAAUUCAUCCAGAAGAGCUUCAGGCUGACUUUGGAUAAAGAGCAACAGACGUAGGAGGUGGUGCUGGAGCAGGGCUGGUGUUUGUCCAUCCGAAGCUGAUGGUGUCAUGUUUUUGACUUAAUGUUUUCAUUUUGUUGUUGCUCUUGUUAAUUUGAAGUUUUGGUUAGCUUUGAGAAAAGGCCCGUGUAUUUGGGUUGGCACAACGUGUCAGUGCAGUGGCAAACUUUUCAUUAUAAUAAAUGGGAACAAAUAUAAGAUAAAUGCACGCGCUGGCCACUGCAACAUCAUUGUUACUGUUUCUUGUAAAAGUUGACAUCUGCUUACACGAGUGAAGAGGAAGUGAAUAAGAAAAAUAUAAAGCAUGGAUGUCCGUGAACGCAGAAUUGUGUUCUUGUGAUUUGCCAUUUGAUAACCUGUCAAAGUUCCAACAGUAGAUGCUGAAGAUGGCCAAGUGAAUCACCUGUGUACAUGUGAACCCUCUACAGAUGUAGGCAUCGUGGAUAAAAGAAAGAGAACCGUGUCCAUUUAAAGGUGCUUGGUUUAAAAACGGGACAUGUCCUGGUGUAUUACCCCUGUGAGAGGAAACCACGUUGAGCUGGGUGAGUGCUCUGAGCACUGCAAAAGGGUCACUUCAGUGUCCCCCACCCUCUUCAGCGUUGUCCCCUGGCUGGUUGAUGAGAAGCACGGAGUGCAGUUCGUUUCCUCCAGCUUAGGCACGAGGCGUGCAAACAGGAUUUCACGCAGUGUUGUUGAGCCAGUGUGUUUAAUGUCCACAGGGACAUAAAGUCAUAACUGCUGUGACGUCAGUCAUAAACUAUCAUCCAUCCUAACGUUUUGAUGUUCAGCUCUAAAUGAAAGCGGCGCCGAUGUGCCCUGCACAGUAACCUUUAAUGAAGGAAACCAAAAAAUGUCACGUGUUCUGUCUGACGUCACCUGUUUAAACGCUCAUCCUGAUUAUCGCGUUUUUAUUCUGGGUGUUGGCGUUGUGCUGGACGUUUGUCGGGGUCAAAGCUACUUUAUUGUCUUUACAGCUCUCGACCUUUAAACCUGUGUUUUUGUUUAUGACUCUGCUUAUGUUCAAAUUUUUGCACUUUUCCACUUAAAUAUGUAUAAUGUCAUUAUUGUGAGCACUUUUAACACUACUUCGGCCAUUAAACACUGUACAGUUUAUGUGUGGUCCACCUGUGAAACACCGUAUGUGCUGUGCUUAAUGCGUUUCUCACUGCUGAAAAUCCACAUUAGAAGAGAACUGUGCUUGUUGUCUAAUUUUACUGCUGACAACAUGCAAAAUAGUGAAAUACUGUAAAACUCUACGGAGGAGGCAGGUGUGCGCUCAGGACAAUUCUCACUGAUCACUAAAUAUCACUGUAUCAACAAUAUUUAAACCGUGGGAUUUUACUCUGUGGCCAUUUAUACGACCUUUCACAGUGGAAAUCCUGAACUCCAGCAUAGAUUAAUCCCAAAAUAUGUCAGUUUGUUCAUACGGGUCUAUUUCUCCACCAGAGGUUUCCUUCCUUUUAGAUGUUUUUUCAUCAUUCAAAACCCUUGAAUGAUUUAAAUGGCCAUAAAUCAAAGAUCACCUGUGCGUGACCUUUGAAACCCUGCAUAAUUAGAGUAUAUCGGUUUAAGCCAGGUGAUUCCUGUGGAUUGAUCAGACCUGCUGCUGUUACUGCAGUGACACAGAAGAAAAAUCAGUGGGUGUCGCAGCACAGGAAGUGAGUGGCAUGACUCAUUUUAUUGUGAUUUCAGGUCAUAAUUAGAUCCAAAGGACGGAGAUUAUGGUGGAGUCUGUACAUAAUAUGAAAUCGGGGACUAUGUGACUCUCCUGGUCUGUGCGCAUGCGCGUGUGCCUGUAUCAAAGGCAUCCGCCGUCUCGUGUCGUCUCGUGCAUUUCUGAAUGUACUCACUAAAACGGAAGCAUGGCACAUCCAUCUGGAAUGUAGUUACAAUGUAAAUAUGUACCGAUAUAUAUAAAUGCGCUAUUUUUUGCAUGCUUUUUGUACACAUACUCAAAGAAAUAAAAAAAAUAAAU
Molecule: messenger RNA, 5721 nt
Organism: Pelmatolapia mariae (spotted tilapia)
Lineage: Eukaryota; Metazoa; Chordata; Actinopteri; Cichliformes; Cichlidae
Gene: camkk1a
Product: calcium/calmodulin-dependent protein kinase kinase 1, alpha a
Exons: 17
Coding region: 925-2403 (492 amino acids)
Biological process (GO): intracellular signal transduction; positive regulation of protein kinase activity; protein phosphorylation
Cellular component (GO): cytoplasm
Molecular function (GO): calcium/calmodulin-dependent protein kinase activity; calmodulin binding; ATP binding
Source: RefSeq, a predicted model, not a curated record